Ricinus communis (castor bean) is the source of this 3469-nucleotide messenger RNA. Its product is annotated as aconitate hydratase, cytoplasmic. The record is from RefSeq and is a predicted model, not a curated record. Gene Ontology annotation, cellular component: cytosol; mitochondrion. Lineage: Eukaryota; Viridiplantae; Streptophyta; Magnoliopsida; Malpighiales; Euphorbiaceae. The transcript is spliced from 20 exons. Gene Ontology annotation, molecular function: aconitate hydratase activity; 4 iron, 4 sulfur cluster binding. The coding region runs from base 155 to 3145 and encodes 996 amino acids. Gene Ontology annotation, biological process: tricarboxylic acid cycle; citrate metabolic process.
CAAUAUAAAAACCCAGUUCAAACAGCCACAGACAAAAGCUUCCAUUUCUCAUGUACAGAGAGAACUAGAAGAAGCUACUGCCACCUUCUUCUCCAUAUUAUCUGCUUACAGUAAUUAAAAGCAAUCUCUAAUCAUUAAUCACUAAUAAUUAAUCAUGUACUUACCAAAUUCUCCUUAUUCUUCUUCUUCAGCACUCCUCAGGUCUUCCCACUUAGUUUCUAGAAUCUCCUCUCUCUCACCGAAAUUCCCUUCUCCUACGUCGUUCCGUUCCCUUUCUCCUUCGUCGUUUCGCUAUCAGAAUUCUCGUUCUUUUAGCUUCUCCUCGGCGUUACGUUCGUUACCUUGCGCUGUUUCACGCUGGAGCCAUAGAGUUGAUUGGCGCUCACCGAUCAGUCUUCGGGCUCAGGCUCCAGCGGCCUCGCCGGUAAUCGAGCGAAAGCUUUCUACUAUUGCAUCUGAACAUCCUUUCAAGGGGAUUUUUACCAGCCUUCCCAAACCUGGUGGUGGAGAGUUUGGAAAGUUCUAUAGCUUAACUGCUUUGGAUGAUCCCAGAAUAGACAGAUUGCCAUAUUCUAUAAAGAUACUUUUGGAAUCAGCAAUACGUAAUUGUGAUAACUUCCAAGUUGCAAAAGAACAUGUGGAGAAAAUUAUUGACUGGGAAAAUACAUCUCUCAAGCAAGUUGAAAUCCCCUUCAAGCCUGCUCGUGUUCUUUUACAGGAUUUUACAGGAGUACCAGCAGUGGUUGACCUUGCUUGUAUGCGCGAUGCUAUAAAGAAUCUUGGCAGUGAUCCUAAAAAAAUCAACCCAUUGGUUCCUGUAGACCUUGUUGUUGAUCACUCAGUUCAGGUAGAUGUUACAAGAUCUGAAAAUGCAGUCCAAGCAAAUAUGGAAAAUGAAUUUCAGAGGAACAAAGAGAGAUUUGCUUUCCUCAAAUGGGGUGCUUCUGCUUUCCAGAACAUGCUUGUUGUUCCACCUGGAUCAGGAAUUGUUCAUCAGGUUAACUUGGAGUAUCUUGGACGUGUUGUCUUUAACACUGAUGGCCUCCUCUAUCCUGAUAGCUUGGUUGGUACUGACUCGCACACGACUAUGAUUGAUGGGUUAGGAGUUGCUGGCUGGGGUGUUGGAGGAAUUGAAGCAGAAGCAACAAUGCUUGGUCAGCCUAUGAGCAUGGUCUUGCCAGGUGUUGUUGGAUUCAAAUUGUCUGGAAAGUUGCGUGAUGGUGUCACAGCAACUGACUUGGUUUUGACUGUGACCCAAAUGCUGAGAAAGCAUGGCGUUGUUGGCAAGUUUGUUGAGUUUUACGGUGAUGGAAUGGACGAAUUGUCAUUGGCUGAUAGGGCCACUAUUGCAAAUAUGUCUCCUGAAUAUGGAGCUACCAUGGGCUUUUUUCCUGUGGAUCAUGCUACUUUGCAGUACCUUAAAUUAACAGGAAGGAGUGAUGAGACUGUUGCAAUGAUAGAAGCAUACUUGCGCGCAAACAAAAUGUUUGUCGACUACAAUGAGCCUCAAGAAGAGCAAGUGUAUACUUCUUACUUGCAAUUGGACCUAGCAGAUGUUGAACCCUGCGUUUCAGGACCAAAGAGACCUCAUGAUCGGGUUCCUUUGAAAGAAAUGAAGGCUGACUGGCAGAAAUGUCUUGAUAACCGGGCUGGUUUUAAGGGCUUUGGUGUGCCAAAGGAAGAACAAGAUAAGGUGGCAAAGUUCUCAUUCCAUGGGCAGCCUGCUGAACUUAAACAUGGAAGUGUUGUUAUUGCUGCCAUUACAAGUUGUACAAACACAUCAAACCCCAGUGUUAUGCUUGGGGCUGGUCUUGUUGCAAAAAAAGCUUGUGAACUUGGUUUGCAGGUUAAGCCAUGGAUUAAAACUAGUCUUGCUCCAGGUUCUGGAGUAGUCACAAAAUACUUGCUCCAGAGUGGCCUGCAACGCUACUUGAAUGAGCUGGGCUUUCACAUUGUUGGUUAUGGUUGCACCACUUGUAUUGGGAAUUCUGGAGAACUUGAUCCAUCUGUUGCUUCUGCAAUUUCAGAUAAUGACAUUAUUGCUGCAGCUGUGCUUUCUGGAAAUCGGAACUUUGAAGGCCGUGUUCAUCCACUUACAAGAGCUAACUACCUUGCUUCACCUCCAUUAGUUGUUGCCUAUGCACUGGCUGGCACGGUUAAUAUUGACUUUGAGGAGGAGCCAAUUGGAACUAACAAGGAUGGAAAGAAUAUAUACUUCAAGGAUGUUUGGCCUACUAACGAUGAAAUAGCUGAGGUUGUACAAUCUAAUGUCUUACCGAGCAUGUUCAAAAGCACUUAUGAGGCUAUCACAAAAGGCAAUCCCAUGUGGAGUCAGCUGUCUAUCCCUACUUCCGUACUUUACUCGUGGGAUCCAAAAUCAACAUACAUCCAUGAGCCACCAUAUUUCGAGGACAUGACUAUGGACCCGCCAGGUCCUCAUGGGGUGAAGGAUGCUUACUGCUUGCUAACAUUUGGAGACAGCAUAACUACUGAUCAUAUUUCCCCCGCAGGCAGCAUCCAUAAAGACAGCCCUGCAGCCAAAUAUCUCCUUGAGCGUGGGGUUGAACCUAAAGACUUCAACUCUUAUGGUAGCCGUCGGGGCAAUGACGAAGUAAUGGCAAGAGGCACAUUUGCCAACAUUCGCCUCGUCAACAAGCUUUUAAAUGGAGAAGUGGGCCCAAAAACUAUCCACAUUCCUACAGGAGAGAAGCUUCAUGUGUUUGAUGCAGCAAUGAGAUACAAGGAAGCUGGGGAGAACACUAUUGUCCUGGCAGGAGCAGAGUAUGGAAGUGGCAGCUCUCGAGAUUGGGCUGCCAAGGGUCCAAUGCUGCUGGGAGUGAAAGCAGUGAUUGCCAAGAGCUUUGAGAGAAUUCAUCGAGGUAACCUAGUUGGCAUGGGUAUCAUUCCUCUAUGUUUCAAGCCUGGUGAGGACGCAGACACAUUAGGAUUGACGGGUCAUGAGCGAUACACUAUUGACCUUCCAGACAAGAUCAGUGAGAUAAGGCCUGGACAAGAAGUUGGUGUUAAAACUGACACUGGCAAAUCUUUCGCUUGCAGGGUGCGCUUUGACACGGAGGUUGAGUUGGCAUAUUUUGAUCAUGGGGGCAUCCUCCCAUACGUCAUUAGAAACCUUAGUAAAGAGUAAAGAGUCCCGACUUGUAAAUGUCCUUUUCCGGUGGGGCAACUGGACACCUGUACAGACACCGGCACUGCUCCCCAUUUGGUUUAGGAGUCACCACUGUAGUAAGAUGAUGUAUUUUAUCUUCCAGUUUAAAGUAGGAUUUAGUGCCGACUUGAUUUUCUCUGUAACGUUAGUGUACAAUCUCGAGUAUAACUGUCCCUUUUAUGGACUAUGAAUUUCUGGUGGUCUUGUGCGUAUGUUAUGUUUGCCAUGGGAUCUAAGGGAACAGACACAGUGUGUUUAUUUUCUCGUGGAUAUCAUAAAUGGAAACCAACAUUUCUAUGCUCA